AAAUCGCAUCAUUCGUAUUCGUAUAGCAACCGCAUCGUUCGUACUCGAACAAACCGCAUCGUACGACAGAUGCGAGUAACGAACAGAUGCGAGUAACGAAAUGAAUUUGUGAGUACCGAAUCGGUACUUCGAGUCAACCGAUGUACCCGUUACUCAGUAACGAAUACAUGCGGUUUGCUCCAGCUCUAGUAACUAUUUAUUUUGUUUAUGUUGAAGAUGGCGGCGUUAUUGAAAAAGCGUGCAUUGGCUGAAUUUAGUAUGGUUUUACAGGAAAAACCAACCAAGCGUCUCCGUAUUAUAAAGAAGGUGCCAAGUGUUACGGAACUUGAUAUAGAUGUCUUGAAAAGUUCAUCUUCUGGAGAAGCACUUUUGUUUCUUCUUCAAGUUGAGGAAGCAAUUAAAGGAGAGGUAGAUGCUCUUCAUUUGUAUAACACACUGCUUGAUCAUUUCCAAAAGGAACGAGAACCUGCAGUCAGAGUCAAGUUGGUUAAUAUUCUUUCUCAGAUGGUUCAAGGAAAUUUAAUAGAAGCUUCAACUCUUUUUGAGGAUUUGCAACCUUUAUUGAAAGCUGAAACUUCCCAUAAAGUGAUUGCUGUCUUUCUUGCCACUUUUCAUCGUAUCAAAAACGUCGACAAGGAUGAUAAACUUCAUCUUCACAUUUUUAGUUUAGCCAAGAAAUAUCUCUCUAAUCGGAGUCAUGAAGUAAAAUGCGCUGCACUUGCUGUGAUAGGAGAUUUUAUUGCCUUGGAUGACAAAUCUGAAACAUUUCAAAAGACACUUCAUUUGCUUGCUGAUUUCAGCCAUGAUCAUGAACCCAGAGUUCGCACUGAGGCACUGAAUGCGUUGUUCCGUCUACAUGACCGUGGUCUAAAAUUGGAUUCUACUUUAUAUGAAGUGGUAUGUGAAGCUCUUACAGAUGAUUAUGAAUGUGUAAGGAUGGCAGCACUGAAGUUGAUAGAUGUCAUAAGUCAUUUACAUUCUGAAAAGUUAGUGUCUGUCAGUCCUGAAGAACAGAUCAGGCUUGCAGAUGAUGCUUUUGCUAGAAUUUGUAAAAUGAUUACUGAUCCAUCUACAAAUGUUCGUGUGCUUGCAGCAUCACUUUUGGUAAGUUUAUUUAAAAUAUUGUUUUAA
Messenger RNA from Stegodyphus dumicola, 1131 nucleotides. It is a transcript of the gene IntS4, whose product is annotated as integrator complex subunit 4. Gene Ontology annotation, cellular component: integrator complex. NCBI's taxonomy places the organism in Eukaryota, Metazoa, Arthropoda, Arachnida, Araneae, Eresidae. Gene Ontology annotation, biological process: snRNA processing. The record is from RefSeq and is a predicted model, not a curated record.